Molecule: messenger RNA, 1653 nt
Organism: Athene cunicularia (burrowing owl)
Lineage: Eukaryota; Metazoa; Chordata; Aves; Strigiformes; Strigidae
Gene: PDK1
Product: pyruvate dehydrogenase kinase 1
Exons: 11
Coding region: 527-1603 (358 amino acids)
Biological process (GO): protein phosphorylation; regulation of glucose metabolic process
Cellular component (GO): mitochondrion
Molecular function (GO): pyruvate dehydrogenase (acetyl-transferring) kinase activity
Source: RefSeq, a predicted model, not a curated record
UGUUAGUGCUGCCGCGUGCUCCUGCUGUUGCUUAUCACUUCUUAAUACGGGCCUUUUUGGCAGAAAAAGACUCUGCUUCCUUCCAGAAGGGAGCCCAGUUGGCUCCUUCUCCGGAGACGAGGAAAGGUCGACAUUCAGCUGGAGUUUUUGGCAUCACAAAAGUAGUUUGUUGUUUUCUGCAAAACCUGCAGCGCCGAGGAGAGAGUGGGGGCAGUUAGGACAAAUGGUAAUUGUUAGAGCAGUGACUCAGGUGAGAUUUGUUAAGCUUUUGCAAGCUAGCAGCAUGCAGCCUUUUAAGGUAUAGCACACAGGAGAAACGUUUAACCUCAGCUGGUGCCGACAGCUGAAACAAUCAUCACUUCUCAGUCACGUCAGUGCCCUACAAAAACACCUUACCCGAAUGUUGUUUUAGAUGUGUGAGAGAAGGAGCAGGAUGCAAAUGCCAAGAGCUGUCCUGGAGGACUAGGAAUCUAACGCUGACAAUGAGUAAAUCGGAUCUGAAAAUGCUUGUGAAAAGACUUCAUUUAUGUUUCUGCGACAAGAGUUGCCUGUGAGAUUGGCAAACAUAAUGAAGGAAAUAAGUCUGCUUCCAGACAACCUCCUAAGAACACCUUCAGUUCAGCUGGUGCAGAGUUGGUAUGUCCAAAGUCUUCAGGAGAUCCUUGACUUUAAGGACAAAAGCUCAGAAGAUUCAGGGGCUAUUCACAGCUUUACAGAUACUGUGAUAAAAAUCCGCAAUCGACACAAUGAUGUAAUUCCUACAAUGGCUCAAGGAGUAAUAGAGUACAAGGAGAGCUUUGGCAUUGAUCCAGUGACCUCACAGAAUGUGCAGUAUUUUUUAGACCGUUUCUACAUGAGUCGCAUUUCAAUUAGAAUGCUCCUUAAUCAACACUCUUUACUGUUUGGUGGGAAAAUUAAUCCAGCUCAUCCGAAACACAUUGGAAGCAUUGAUCCUAGCUGCAAUGUUCUUGAAGUCAUUAGAGAUGGCUAUGAAAAUGCUAAGAGACUUUGUGAUUUAUAUUACAUGAGCUCUCCAGAACUCAUCCUUGAAGAGUUGAAUGCUAAAUCACCAGGACAGCCCAUGCAAGUGGUGUACGUGCCCUCACAUCUCUAUCACAUGGUUUUUGAACUUUUCAAGAAUGCAAUGAGAGCCACCAUGGAACAUAAUGCUGAUCGAUGCAUUUAUCCUCCAAUUCACGUACACAUCACAUUGGGAAAUGAGGAUUUAACUGUGAAGAUGAGUGAUCGCGGUGGAGGUGUUCCUAUGAGGAAAAUUGACAGACUAUUCAACUACAUGUAUUCAACAGCACCACGUCCACGUGUUGAGACAUCACGAGCUACACCUUUGGCUGGAUUUGGUUAUGGCUUACCCAUAUCACGUCUGUAUGCGCAGUACUUCCAAGGAGAUCUGAAACUGUAUUCCUUAGAAGGCUAUGGUACAGAUGCAGUUAUUUACAUAAAGGCCUUAUCAACAGAAUCAAUUGAACGACUCCCUGUAUAUAAUAAAGCAGCUUGGAAACAUUAUAAAGCAAACCACGAAGCAGAUGAUUGGUGUGUGCCAAGCAGUGAGCCAAAGGACAUGACCACUUUUCGCAGUAUAUAGCUUUUUUCUUCAACUUGUUUGUAAGUAGUAGGUAUGUCUGUAAAGGGAAU